AUGAAGCCGUACAAAAGUGCGUCUCUUAGAUCAGUCCGUUCAGGCAAGUCUAGUAAACCAGCUGAUACUGAUUCAGAUACGCAUACGCCUUUGGGUUUUGAAGCUGCGUUGUAUGCAGCUUGCUUAAAAUACAAUUUUCCGUAUAAGCUGUAUGUAAAAAAAGAAUAUCAACCAGAUGAAUUCUUGAAGAAAUUAAAAGAGGAAACUCCCGUAAAAUAUAAAAAGAUAACUGUCACACCGCGCGUGGUUUCUCCUUCGUAUGUAAAAUCAGAAAGAAAUAUUGUUUCAAGUCCUACAACUGAAUCAACUGCAACUGUUCUCCCAGACGUACUACUUUUGACAUCAGUAUAUGAUAAUGCACAAAAUUUGGUUGAAAUCAAACUAAAUAAAAUAAAAGACGUACCACGAACAUUGGUUCAGAUCAUUAGUUACUUAGUCCGUCCGCAUGACCAUUUAGCAAAAAUAUCAUUUGAUGAUUGCUUAAUCGAUUAUGUCAUUAUUCAUGAACUAAAUAAGAUUAUCUCUCUUUCAAGGAUUACAGAUAUAAGUUUUGACAGAACUACUCUUCCUGAAGAAUACCUUAUUAAUUUGCUCAACAACAAAAAUGCUUCAAUUAAAUAUCUUUCCCUAAGUUGUUGUAAAAUAAACGAUAACACAUGCAAAGAAAUAGCUUCCACGCUUCACUUUUCAGAGCAUGCCGAGAAAACUUUGAUGGUUUUAAAUUUAUCAAGCAACCACAUAACCGACGAAGGCGCAAAACAUUUAGGUGAAGCUCUCAGAACUAAUAGACAUUUGCGGUAUUUAAAUCUAGCGGAUAACCGCAUAGGUGAUGACGGGGCCAUCGCCAUAUUCAAUUCAUUAACAGAAUUCCCUCUGACAUUCGAUGAAAUUAUGAAUAAACGGAGAAGUCUAUUAGAAUACCUAAAAGCGAAACGCGUGCUAUUCGUAAAAUAUUGUAAAGAAUGUGACACUAUAUCCCGUGAUGAAUUAAGUUACUUUAGCCAGAAAUCACCAUCAAAGAGGAAAAAAACAUCAGCAACCUCAUUACGUAAAGUUAAUAAUAAGAAAGAAAAAGAUGCCCGAAAAGAUAUUGCAAAAUCUAAUAAGUUGAAUGAUAACGAAACAAAAGCAGAGUUUAUAUGUAACGAAAUAAUGGGACCUUUUUUGCAUCCUUUUGGGCCAAACUAUUUAAAGAAUAUUGAUAAUAAAUGUAACUGUCUGGGAAAUUUUACCUUAUGUUAUUUAAAUUUAUCAUACAACAAUUUAAUGUAUACCAGUUUAAUGAAAUUACUUACUGUAAUGCAGUAUCAAAAGUCAAGUAAAAAAGUUAAUCAGUACGGAUUAAUAAAAGUGCUAAUAGAGGGAAAUAAUCUUCCAAUGGCUUCUAGAGAAUACCAGUUAAUAAAUGAUCUGUUUCGCAUAGCAAAGAGCAUGGUUCCGUUCAGUGGUAGCAAGAUAUCAGACGGCUCAGUAAAAAAGAACCAUCCAGCAUUCCUUAUUAGAAAAAAAUAA
Chilo suppressalis (striped riceborer) is the source of this 1512-nucleotide messenger RNA. The record is from the annotation of a GenBank genome assembly. Lineage: Eukaryota; Metazoa; Arthropoda; Insecta; Lepidoptera; Crambidae.